GGGUCUGUUUCUCUCUUGCAUAGUGGAAGAACUUUGCAUGUUGCACCGGCUGAAGGCGGUGACGUUAGCCGAAGAACUGGUCGCCUUUUUUGCCACAAAGGGAACCAUUCAUCUGACCGCUGACUCCCUCUACGUCUUUGAACAUGAGGCGCUUAUGAAGCGAACUGCGAAACCUUCAAGAAGGAAGGAAACCCGUACUUCUGGAAUCCACCAGAUCACUGAGCAUUCCGAUGCUGAGGAGGAGGACCAGCAUCUUCUGGAUACUUACACAUCACCGUCAAAAGCUUCUCAGAAAAGGGAGAUCACAACGCCGGAGAACCCGCGGUCCAAACGGACUCUUUCUGGCCGCAGCCCCCGCCUGGCCUUCUCUCCCAACAGUUUCUCGCCCAGCGCGACCCCUUCACAGAAAUACAGCUCCCGGAGCAAUCGUGGGGAGGUGGUGGCCUCUUUCGGCUCUGUCCACGGCGCCUCCUGGCAUGGAAGCGGGGGUGCGACCGCCACGGUGACACAGUUUACGGCGGACACAGAUUCACUCACAAAGCCAUACAAAUUCAUGUUCCAGGAUCUGAUGGACUACCGGGAAGUGAUCUCCUGUAAGAUUGAAGAACUUGGUGAAGCACUAAAGGAGCACUACAAAAUAGAAGAAUUUUGCUCUCUGGUCAUCCCUACCCAGGCCCGUGUGACUGUUCUGGGCCAGAUCGGAUGCGAUUCCAACGGGAAGCUAAACGCCAAGUCUGUGGUCCUGGAAGGGGAUCAAGAGCACUCCUCGGGAGGGCUGGUGCCUGUGGACGUCUCGGAGCUCCCAGAAUACUCCUUCUUCCCUGGACAGGUUGUGGUUAUGGAAGGUAUCAACAAUACGGGCAGAAUGUUCUUUGCAUCCAAGUUGUAUGAGGGAGUGCCACUGCCUUUCCAUCAUCCUUCGGAUCAGGCAGAAAAUUCAGGGCCACAGAUGGUGCUGGUCGCCUGCGGCCCCUAUACCACCUCAGAUAGCAUCACCUACGAUCCCAUGCUAGACUUAAUAGACGUUAUUAAUAAAGACAAGCCGGAUGUUUGCAUUUUGCUUGGACCCUUCCUUGACGCGAAGCACAAACAAGUUGAGGACUGCCAGCUCACGUCCUCCUUUGAAGACGUUUUCAAGAUUUGCCUGAAGACAAUCAUUGAAAGGACAAGGAGUGCCGGCUCACACCUGGUCAUCGUCCCUUCUCUGAGAGACGUCCACCAUGUCUGUGUGUACCCCCAGCCGCCUUUUGCCCGCUGUGAGCUGUCGAAGGAAGACAAGCAGAGGGUGCUCUUCGUCUCCGACCCUUGCACCCUGGAGGUCAACGGGGUGCUUCUGGGCCUGACCUCAGUGGACCUGCUCUUCCACAUGGGCUCCGAAGAAAUCAGUUCUUUCAGUGCUUUGGACCGUUUUUCUCGAAUUCUGAAGCACAUCUUGACGCAGCGGAGCUAUUACCCGCUCUACCCUCCUGCCGAAGAGAUGAACAUCGAUUACGAGAAGUUCUGCCAGUACACGCCUCUGCCUCUCACCCCGGACGUAUUGAUCACUCCGUCGGACCUGAAGUAUUUCAUUAAGGAAGUCCUCGGGUGUGUCUGCGUUAAUCCCGGACGGCUCACGAAAGGCCAGGUGGGGGGCACCUACGGGCGUCUGUGGCUCCAGCGACAGGCUUCCGAGGGGGUGCGGAGGAGCCCCUGCGUCUCGGCUCAGGUUGUCCGGAUCUAACCCGGUGGUCUCUGCGCUGAACGUCCCAGCGGAGGUUUCGCUAGAACUCGGAGCAGGAGACAUCCCGGGUCCGAGGCAGGAAGGGAGUUCCCACGUCGACGUCAAAGAUUGCAGCUGUUUGGAGAUUUUUCCAUCGGAUUCAGCAGCCGGAGGGUGCUGGGAAUCCAGGACAUCUGGAGAGAUUUGCACCUCAUCAUCUGAUGCAAUCGCCCCGACCGGAGUGGGCCGAAAGGGGCCUGGUUUUCUUGACACACGCUUUUGAUAAAUUUAAAAACAAAAAGUC
This is a messenger RNA of Pogona vitticeps (central bearded dragon), 2003 nucleotides long. The record is from RefSeq and is a predicted model, not a curated record. Lineage: Eukaryota; Metazoa; Chordata; Lepidosauria; Squamata; Agamidae.